Molecule: messenger RNA, 1896 nt
Organism: Gymnogyps californianus (California condor)
Lineage: Eukaryota; Metazoa; Chordata; Aves; Accipitriformes; Cathartidae
Gene: MBTPS2
Product: membrane bound transcription factor peptidase, site 2
Exons: 11
Coding region: 1-1485 (494 amino acids)
Biological process (GO): regulation of response to endoplasmic reticulum stress; membrane protein intracellular domain proteolysis
Cellular component (GO): membrane; cytoplasm
Molecular function (GO): protein binding; metalloendopeptidase activity
Source: RefSeq, a predicted model, not a curated record
AUGAUCCCGAUCCCGGUGGUGGUGUGCGUGCUGGGGGGCUGGUGCGCCAUCUACCUGGCGGAUACGUUGCUCAAGUCAUCCAACUCUCUGAAGGCAUCUUAUGAAGACUGGCUGCUGACAUACGGCUUGAGCGUCUCUCCUUUUCACAUGCGAUGGCAAACGGCUCUCUUCAACCGCCAGUUCUACAACUGGGGGAGAUGGAAACCCAGAUUUCUGUAUUUGUGGUUCAGCGUAGGAAUGGUGUUUGGUAUAGUUGCCAUGUUUGGCUCUGUUAUUCUUCUCGGAAAGACACUGAUGCAAACACUGACACAGAUGCUCACUGAGGCACCGAAAGCCCAGAAUGAUCGUAUGCUGCAAGUUGUGGUGCCUGGUGUAAAUUUGCCUGUCAGCCAGCUGACCUAUUUCUUCUCUGCAAUCCUCAUCAGUGGUGUGAUACAUGAAGUCGGCCAUGGGGUGGCAGCUAUUCGAGAACAAGUACGAUUUAAUGGAUUUGGGAUUUUUAUCUUCAUUGUCUAUCCUGGAGCAUUUGUUGACCUCUUCACAACCCAUUUGCAACUGAUAUCUCCAGUCCAGCAAUUAAGGAUAUUUUGUGCAGGAGUGUGGCAUAAUUUUGUUCUUGGUGUUGCAAGUUUCAUGGGUUUGUUUAUGCUGCCAGCCAUUCUUUUCCCUUUCUAUUACACGGGUGUUGGGGCACUUGUCACUGAGGUCGCAGAGGAUUCUCCUGCCAAUGGACCAAGAGGUCUUUUUGUGGGAGACCUUGUCACUAACCUACAAGACUGCCCAGUUUAUAGUGUGGAAGACUGGAACUCCUGUCUGGGAGACAUUACAGAGAAGUCACAGGUCGGCUACUGUAUAAGUGCAGCCACCCUACAGCAAUUAAGCUUUCCAGCUAGAGUCUAUAGAAGACUCGAUGGCACAGUUGAAUGUUGUAGUAACAACAGCCUCACAGACAUUUGCUUUUCAUAUAGCAAUAACUUGGACAGCCACCUGUAUGCCUGUCUGCCAGCACGAAAAGUUAUUGAGGCCAGCAAAGUUUGUCGAACCAACAUGGACUGCCAGAAGGACUUUGUUCCAAGCUUUUGUGUGACUCCUUCUUUAGAGAACCAAACAAGGCUAAUCAGGGUAAAACAUCCACCCCAUAUUGACAUGCUGUAUGUAGGACACCCCAUGCAUCUUCAGUACACAGUAAGUCUCAGCAGUUUUGUACCACGACAAAACUUUCUAAGCAUCGAUCUGCCUGUGGUGAUAGAGACAUUUUGCAAGUACCUAAUUUCACUGUCAGGAGCACUGGCAGUUAUCAAUGCUGUACCUUGCUUCGCUUUGGAUGGUCAGUGGAUAUUAAAUUCAUUCCUGGAAGCCACUCUGAGCUCCCUGAUUGUGGAAAAACAAAACAGAGAGCUUGUGGGCUUUUUAAUUUUGCUUGCUGGUAGUGCACUUUUGGCUGCCAAUGUUGCACUGGGACUUUGGAUGGUGACAGCACGAUAGAACAUUGGAUAUGCUUCCAUCAGCUCUCAAAGUACACAGAAAUAAUGAAUCCAUUGCCUUUUAAAACUUGUUCAGUACUGAGAUUGAAAUAAUUCCCUUAAAAUUACACUGAAAGAACAAUCACUGGUGGCUGCUCUUUUAAUUUAAAACUGUACAACGUUGUGCCUGUGGUCAUGGAAGAUCUGAUAGAAAGAAGUAGGAACCUUUUUAUGUACUCUUUAAGCACUGUACUAAUUUUGGAGAAAUUGCAUUGUAAAGUUUCACAGGAAAAAGCCUAAGACUUCAUUAAUUUAGAUCUCAAAAUAAGGGAAUUAUUUGGCCUCAAACAUUUGUAAAGUGGGAGAAAAAAACACUUAGAUUUUAUUUUAUAAUUUGAAUAAUUGUCAGAAAAUCUGUGUGGGCUCUGAUCAU